CUACAGAGGCGGGACAAUGCAGGGAGUUGAGCAAGCAGCCCACAGAGGAGAGCGAAACUUCUCACACGCUGUAAGGAAGUUGCGAUUGCUACAGAAGAAGGGAACGGUCUUCUGCCUUUAUCUUUAUAGCAAGAAACUCAUUUUUAAUAUCGCUGAAAAAAAUGUCCAGUGGUCAGUUUAACAAGGGGCCGGCUUAUGGCCUGACUGCAGAAGUGAAAAACAGAAUCGCUCUGAAGUACGAUGCUCAGAAGGAGGAGGAGCUGCGGGUCUGGAUCGAGGACGUCACGGGCAAGCGGAUCGGAGACGACUUCCAGAAGAGCCUGAAGAGCGGAACCAUUCUGUGCGAACUGAUUAACGUCCUCCAGCCGGGCUCAGUGAACAAGAUCAACCACUCUGAAAAGAACUGGCACCAGCUGGAGAAUCUGACCAACUUUAUUAAAGCCAUCACAGCCUAUGGACUGAAGCCCCACGAUAUCUUCGAAGCGAACGACCUGUUUGAAAAUGGAAACCUGACCCAGGUUCAGACCACGCUCCUGGCUCUGGCUGGCAUGGCAAAGACCAAAGGCAACCAGCCUCGAGUGGACAUCGGAGUGAAAUACGCAGAUAAGCAGAAGCAUGCCUUUGACGAGGAGAAGGUGAAGGCAGGAAAAUGUGUCAUUGGGCUGCAGAUGGGUACCAAUAAGUGUGCUAGCCAGGCGGGGAUGAAUGCUUACGGCACAAGGAGACACCUGUACGACCCCAAGGCUCACAUCGAGCCCCCAAUGGACAGCUCCACCAUCGGCCUGCAGAUGGGAACAAACAAGGGGGCCAGCCAGACUGGCAUGACCGCCCCUGGCACCAGACGCGCCAUCUACGACCAGAAACUGGGCACAGAGAAGUGCGACAACAGCACCAUGUCCCUACAGAUGGGCUACACCCAGGGAGCCAAUCAGAGCGGGCAGAAUUUCGGCUUGGGCAGACAGAUCUACGAUGCCAAGUACUGCCCCAAGAGCGAGCUGGGAGAGAAUGAAGCAGCUGCGGGCAUAAGCUACAACCAGGAGUACCACGAUGAGGGCUACCAGGGAUACCAAGAAGAUGGGCAGGACUAGUUACCCUGGCAAAGGAGGGGUGGG
This is a messenger RNA of Acipenser ruthenus (sterlet), 1112 nucleotides long. Its product is annotated as calponin-2-like. Gene Ontology annotation, molecular function: actin binding. NCBI's taxonomy places the organism in Eukaryota, Metazoa, Chordata, Actinopteri, Acipenseriformes, Acipenseridae. The transcript has 7 exons. The coding region runs from base 162 to 1088 and encodes 308 amino acids. The record is from RefSeq and is a predicted model, not a curated record. Gene Ontology annotation, biological process: actomyosin structure organization.